UAUCGAGCCCGUGCGCUUCUGAGGCAGCGGCAGACACUGAGAGCAAAAGGAAACACCGCAGUUUGGAGCUCACCAGUUGCAACGUUACUUUACUACAUAGUGGAAGUUUGACAUUUGACGAUGUUUUCGCUCGGGGAGAAAAUGGAGUUUCUCAUAGGAAACCCGUUUUCAACGCCCGUCGGUCAGAGAAUCGAGCGAGCGACCAGCGGCUCUCUGCAGUCGGAGGACUGGGGGCUCAACAUGGAGAUAUGUGACAUCAUCAAUGAGACGGACGAGGGGCCCAGAGAUUCAGUCAGAGCCAUUAAGAAGAGAAUUGUAGGAAACAAGAACUUCCAAGAGAUCAUGUUGGCCCUUACUGUUCUUGAGGCCUGUGUGAAGAACUGUGGCCAUCGCUUCCACGUUCUGGUGGCGUCGCAGGAGUUCGUCGAAGGAGUUUUGGUCCGUUCCAUUCUGCCCAAAUACAACCCCCCCACUGCCCUCCAUGACAGGGUGCUCAGCCUCAUACAGUCGUGGGCUGAUGCGUUCCGUAGCUCUCCCUCCCUGGCGGGAGUGGUGUACGUAUAUGACGAUCUGAGGAGACGCGGUCUGGAGUUCCCCAUGACAGACCUGGAUGCUCUGUCCCCCAUCCACACUCCGAAUAGGAGUAUCCCAGAAAACGGUACUCCUGAGACAACCCCUGUCGCUGCACCCACACAUCAGGCGCAACCAGAAGCACCAGCCAGUGUCCCCAUUCAGAAUACUUCACCGCCAGUCCAGCCCAGUGAGGGACCAGCCUCUCUCUCUGCAGAACAGGAACAGAAGCUGCGAAGUGAGCUGGCGCUGGUGAAGGGAAAUCUCACUGUGAUGUCAGAAAUGCUGAAUGAGCUAACCCCUGGACAGAGCCAACAAGAUGAUACAGAGCUGCUACAGCAGCUGUACUCGAUGUGUAAGAAAAUGCAGACUCGAGUGGUGGAGCUCAUCCCCCAGCUGCUGGAUGAAGAGUUUAUUGGAGAGCUGCUUGUGGUCAACGAUGACCUCAACAACGCCUUCAUCCGUUAUGAAAGGUUUGACAGACUGAACAAGGCGCAAAUGACAAAUACUCAACAGAGCUCUACCCCAAGCCAGAGCCUCAUCGACCUCAGCCCUGAGCCUUCAACUAUCAGUCAGCCUGCUGUCAUCACGGCAACUAGCCAACCAGCAGUCAGCACCUGCGUCAAUGAGCGGCAUUCACCCAACCACAAAGAGGAAGAAGAGUUUGACAUGUUUGCCCAGACGAGAGGCAACUCCCUGGCUGAUCAGAGGAAAAGUGUCAGGUAUGAGGACCCAGGAGCUGUGGAGGGCCUUGCUGGAGCACUGGAUACGAGGUUGCAGGUCACAGGAGGGAUGGCACCAGCAAAAAACUCUGUGCAGAACGAUAUUGACAAAUGGUUAUCUUGUGAUAUGGAAGAGCAGUCUUCAGUCAGUGAGGGAGUGUCCAGUGAAGAGUUUGAUAAGUUUCUGGAAGAUCGGGCGAAGGUAGCAGACCACAGCAACGCGGCAGUUCGCAGCGUGCCGCCUCCCACAUCCAGACCCCCACCACAGUCUACCCGGCAACAGGACAGAUCACAUGACCAGCUUUUUUCACUUUGAGUUGGAGGACAAACAGGAGAAGUGGGUGGAUGUAAAGGUCAAUAUACACACACCAUCAUGUUGAAAUAUACCUACAAUCUUUCAAAUGCUGUGCCAAGUCAGGUUUUCUCUGGAAGCACCGCCCCCCCACACACACACACACACACACACACACACACACACACGCACACACGCACGCACUACAGAACUGCUGUAUCAUCAACCACAUUGUGUAAAUGCAGUAUUUUAUGGUUCAUUCUGCUGUUUGUUAUUGCUAUGUAAGUAUAAGCAACUUUAUAUGACUGUAUUUAUGACGUGUAUUACUGUAAUGUUGAUGUAAACAAAAACUUAAAUUAGAACAAAUAUUUACAGUUAAGUAUAAUGUUGAAAUAUAUUUGAUAUUACGCCAUAGUGUGCCUUUGACCUACACAGCUGAUUUUGUGUAGAUCAGAAUAAAUGCUGCUUUGUUCUGCAAA
Molecule: messenger RNA, 2063 nt
Organism: Dicentrarchus labrax (European seabass)
Lineage: Eukaryota; Metazoa; Chordata; Actinopteri; Moronidae
Product: target of Myb protein 1
Exons: 15
Coding region: 121-1608 (495 amino acids)
Biological process (GO): signal transduction
Cellular component (GO): endosome; membrane
Molecular function (GO): phosphatidylinositol binding; ubiquitin binding; clathrin binding
Source: RefSeq, a predicted model, not a curated record